Molecule: messenger RNA, 856 nt
Organism: Solea senegalensis (Senegalese sole)
Lineage: Eukaryota; Metazoa; Chordata; Actinopteri; Pleuronectiformes; Soleidae
Gene: psmb2
Product: proteasome 20S subunit beta 2
Exons: 6
Coding region: 131-730 (199 amino acids)
Biological process (GO): proteasomal protein catabolic process
Cellular component (GO): proteasome core complex, beta-subunit complex; cytosol; proteasome core complex
Molecular function (GO): peptidase activity
Source: RefSeq, a predicted model, not a curated record
GUGACGGCACUAGCCUGCGCUGUCUAUGUACUGAGUAACUUUUGCUGUGUAAUCUGUGUAUCACCGGCUAAGAGGCACCUGCGAUUUGAUAGUAUUUCACAUUUAUUUAAACGCACGGCUUAUAUUGAAGAUGGAAUAUUUGCUCGGGAUCCAGGGGAAGGAUUUUGUCCUCGUCGCCGCUGAUAAUGUCGCAGCCAGCAGUAUCAUUCAAAUGAAACACGACUAUGACAAAAUGUUCAAGCUCAGUGAGAAGAUUUUGAUGCUGUGUGUUGGUGAAGCUGGAGACACGGUACAGUUUGCAGAGUAUAUCCAGAAGAAUGUCCAGCUUUACAAAAUGAGGAAUGGUUAUGAGCUCAGUCCAGCAGCAGCAGCAAACUUCACACGAAAAAACCUGGCAGACUACCUUCGGAGCAGGACGCCGUAUCAUGUGAACCUGUUGUUGGCGGGCUAUGAUGACACAGAUGGCCCAGGUCUCUUCUACAUGGACUACCUGUCUUCCCUGGCCAAGGCCCCCUUCGCUGCCCACGGCUACGGAGCCUUUCUCACUCUGUCCAUUCUUGAUCGCUACUACAAACCAGAUCUGACCAAAGAUGAGGCUGUGGAUCUGCUGAAGAAGUGCGUUGAGGAGCUGAACAGGCGUUUCAUCCUGAACCUCCACUCCUUCACUGUCCGUUUGAUUGACAAGGAGGGCAUCCAUGACAUGGAGAAGAUCACCAUUGGCGCUAAGUGACCAAUCACGGCUUAACUACAAACCAUGACGCCCCUUGCUCUCUGUAGUUUUUUUUUGUACUGUUAACCUUCUUUCUCUUUCAAUAAAAAAGUGACACACAGUUGAGAUACAAGCUCUUUGUCCCCG